Adineta ricciae is the source of this 1383-nucleotide messenger RNA. NCBI's taxonomy places the organism in Eukaryota, Metazoa, Rotifera, Eurotatoria, Adinetida, Adinetidae. The record is from the annotation of a GenBank genome assembly.
AUGGCUUCAGCGGCUACGACGUAUUGUCGACAAUGCGACUCUGGUUCGUAUCGGUGUGAUGAUUGUCGUCGAACGUUUUGUGACUAUCAUUUUUCUGAACACCGUCAGCAAAUAGUCGAGCAAUUCGAUCAUCUACAACAUGAUUAUUCGAACUUGAAUGAAAUUCUUUCGCUUCCACCAUCGUAUGAAAGCUUAGCAGGAAAUACCGAUUUAAUCAAUAAGAUUGACCAAUGGGAAGCGGAUACGAUUCGUCAAGUUAAAGAAAUAGCGGAGCAAACACGAAACAAAAUUCGUUCACGAGCGGAUGCAAUUCCGAAUGAUCGAUUUGGAACAGAAUUUCAUCGACUAACCGAGCAAUUUCAACAAACUCAACGAACAAAUACUUAUUCCGAGUUGGAUAUUCAACGAUUAGCAACACAACUGAACAAUUUAAAAAUUCAGGUUGAAAAUUCCUCGUUAACUACAGCUGAUCUUCAAAUUUUGCCAAUAGAUUGGUCAAAAUAUCUUCAAAUAACCACAAAGCAGCCGAAUCUACCAAGAAUUCAACAACAAGACUUUCACUUCGAAUGGCUACUAACAACAAAAGCACGAUUGAGUCUAGAUGUGAAAGGUUCCGAUUGGCACAUGUUAGGCACAUCAUCUCCGCAACACUCAACAUUUCUUCAUUAUCAACAUACGAACAAACACCGCCGUUUAUCGAUUAUUAACCAUAAUGGUCAACAAAAACUUGUGCCAUGGUACGACGAUCAAGCCGUCUGGGAUAGUUGUUGGUCGUCUUAUCUAAAUAAAUUUCUUAUACUGGCUGAUAAUCGACUUUACACAUAUGAUGAUGAAAUUGAAACCUCCGAUUCGAUGCAAUUGAUUGAAAGUGUUCAACCAAAACGUAAUGAAAUGGAAUUCCUUCGUUGUACUUGUUCGAAUGAUACACUUUUCAUAACAUACGAUGAACGAAACACUUCGAUCGAUGAAUACAAGAUGACUCCUUGGAGACGCGUCCACGAAUACGUGAAUAUUGUCAAACCAAAUGAAAUUAUAAUGAGUUUAACAUUUUCAAUGACGAAUUCAAAUUUAAUCGGAAUGACACUACUCGAUGAUAGACAACAGUGGCAUUUUGAACUGCGAGAUCGAUCGAUGUCAUUAAUCUCAUCAAUUCAAUUGGAUAAAAGCGAAUUUAAUCGACGUAUUAUAUCAUUACCUAAUUUAACUUUCAAUUGGCUGAUUAUUCAUACAGGAUCAAAAUAUCUCACUGUUCUGAAUGAAAAUGCCCAAAGUAAACGAAUAAUUGAAUGUGCGGAAAAUGUCGAUCUAACAACAUACGUUCCUAAGCGAAAUUCCUUAGUUUUACUGACACAAAAAAGUAAAUUGAAAUUUUUCGAUCUGUAA